AUGCGCUAUUCUUCGCUGCAGUGGUCCCUGCUGGCAUUGUUGGCCCUCACAAUCCAACAGUGUGCGUGCCAGCGGGAAAUAUUCCGGCUGUUUUCAAACUGCCGCUUUGGAAAGCCCAACUUCGAUCCGUGCAUCAAGAAGGCGUUCAACGCUCUACGACCUUGGUUUAAGACCGGUCUGCCCGAGUUUAAUGUCGCCCCGUUCGAUCCGCAUCGGGCGGAAUACGUCGAACAGCGCCGUGGAGAUUUGGGAGGUCUCGGUGGCUAUCGGUUGCUGCUCUCGAACGUGUCCGAGUACGGCUGGGCGAUCUCUGAAGUGACCAAAUACCGGACGGAACCGAAGCAUGAUCGCAUCGUUUACUCGCAGUACUUCCCGGAGAAGUCACUCGACGGUGGUUACGACUUCCAGGCGAAGAUCCUUGGACUCCCAAGGCACACACGUGGCGUCUGGAACCUGACGCUGUACGAUUACAGCCAAACGACCACGGUCACGCGGAUCGGUGGUCCCGGUGGGUUGCUAAAGGUGCGCGUAGAGAUCGACAAGAUCGGUGACAUGAAGCUGCACAUCACGGACCUCUUCCAUGGGGUGAAGAUCAUUGAAUCCAUUGCGGACUUCUUCAUCAACUCGCUGUGGCAGCCCAGCUUCCCGUUCAUUAAGCCACUCAUCAACGACCUCGUGAGUGUGGCUUUUACGGACAUCUUCAACGAGUCCUUCCGGUACUUCCCGCUCGAUCAGGUGAUACGAAGCUAGGCUAAACCGUGGGUCA
Messenger RNA from Anopheles nili, 766 nucleotides. RefSeq lists its product as uncharacterized. The transcript has 3 exons. NCBI's taxonomy places the organism in Eukaryota, Metazoa, Arthropoda, Insecta, Diptera, Culicidae. The coding region runs from base 1 to 750 and encodes 249 amino acids. The record is from RefSeq and is a predicted model, not a curated record.